This is a messenger RNA of Balaenoptera ricei (Rice's whale), 7275 nucleotides long. RefSeq names its product centrosomal protein 85 like (gene CEP85L). NCBI's taxonomy places the organism in Eukaryota, Metazoa, Chordata, Mammalia, Artiodactyla, Balaenopteridae. Gene Ontology annotation, cellular component: centrosome. The record is from RefSeq and is a predicted model, not a curated record. The transcript has 17 exons. The coding region runs from base 397 to 2949 and encodes 850 amino acids.
UGUUUACAAUUAGAGAGCAUGGAUUUAUUGACGGAAGAUGAGCUAACACUGUAAGGAAUCGAAGCCUCAUUUCCUGGAAAUACAGAGCUGGACGGCAGCCAACCCUCAAACGGGCCCCCACGGAGAAGACGUGGAGACGUGAGCUCCCAAUUCAGGCUUCCAGCGGAUGCGUAUUGAACCCCUCGGACCGGAAGCUGAGAUCAUGGAUUACUUUCUCAUUGCUCUCAAGGAGUGAACAUCAGAAUCGGCCUGUGAUGGGAAACGCUGCUGCACGCAGACAGUAAAGAUGACACCCAGUCCUAGAUGUGUUUGCUGAGCACUGAGGACGCUCCCACAAAGUAAGGAAGCUGCAGAAUCUCCUGAGAACCCAGAGAGGGCUCAGGCAAGGCUGGAAAUAUGGUAGCAGGAGGAAAAGCAAGAAAGCAGAGACCAAGAGAGAGGCUGAAGCACAUUAACGCUGACCACUGGAGAGACCAUCCUUCCUCAGCUGUGAAACAGUUGACCCUUGGCCAAUCGCUCAUGAUUUGGAGAAAUAAGUGGAACUCUACCCAGGGGACCCUAAAUGUAAAACUGCAAUCUGAUAAAUUACAAGACAGCUGUGGCCCAGAUUAUUCUUCAUCAGCAUGGUUACCUGGUAAUGAAUCAUUGUGGCAGGCCACAACUGUUCCAUCUAACCAACGAAAUAACCAUAUCAGGAGACAUAGUAUAGCUUCUGACAGUGGUGACACUGGCAUUGGAACUUCCUGUUCUGACAGUGUGGAAGAUCAUUCAACUUCAAGUGGCACAUUAUCUUUUAAGCCUAGUCGAUCAUUGGUUACUCUUCCUACUGCCCAUGUCAUGCCAUCUAACUCCAGCGCUUCAGUUUCCAAACAUAGGGAAUCAUUGACAUCAGAUGGCUCAAAAUGGAGUAUAAGCCUUAUGCAAACAUUGGGAAACCACAGUAGGGGGGAGCAGGACUCUUCACUAGACAUGAAGGACUUCCGGCCUCUCCGGAAAUGGUCAUCUUUAUCCAAACUCACUGUCCCAGGUAACUGCAGCCAGGGUGGCAUUGUGCACACAGAACAGUCAAGGAGAGGUUUAGAAAAGACAGGGAGAGACAAGGCUUUAACAUCACAACUAAGGACACUUGGACCUAGCUGUUUACAUGACAGUAUGGAGAUGCUUAAGCUAGAGGACAAGGAAAUAAAUAAAACACGACCAUCAACUCUGGACAACAAAUAUAAAUUUGAGAGCUGCAGCAAAGAGGACUUUAGAGCUUCUUCCUCCAUUCCUAGGAGACAGGCCUUAGACAUGACAUAUAGUGCCUUACCUGAAAGCAAGCCCAUUAUGACAAGCUCAGAGGCUUUUGAACCGCCGAAAUAUUUAAUGCUUGGUCAACAAGCAGUAGGUGGAGUUCCCAUUCAGCCUUCUGUGAGGACGCAGAUGUGGCUUACUGAGCAGUUGCGGACAAACCCUUUGGAAGGUAGAACUACAGAGGACUCUCACAGUUUAGCUCCUUGGCAGCAGCAGCAAAUUGAAGGGUUUCGACAAGAAAGUGAAACACCAAUGCAGGUUUUGACUGGAUCAUCUCAUCAAAGUUAUUCACCUCCUGGCUAUCAAGAUUUCAGUAAGUGGGAAUCAGUGCUGAAAAUAAAAGAAGGACUACUAAGGCAGAAAGAAAUUGUAAUUGAUCGGCAGAAGCAACAAAUUACCCAUCUGCAUGAAAGAAUAAGGGAUAAUGAAUUACGAGCACAACAUGCCAUGUUAGGACAUUACGUAAAUUGUGAGGAUUCUUAUGUGGCUAGUUUGCAGCCACAAUAUGAGAAUACUUCCAUCCAGACUCCAUUUUCAGACCAGUCAACAUCCCAUUCCCAGCAAGAGGAACUUGAGCAAAAGCUUGCAUCUACUGAGAAAGAGGUUUUACAGCUCAAUCAGUUUCUAAAGCAAAGAAUAAGCCAAUUUAGUGAAGAGAAGAAGAAACUGGAGGAAAAGCUUAAAACCAGAGAUAGAUACAUCAGUAGCCUGAAAAAGAAAUGCCAGAAGGAAUCUGAACAGAAUAAAGAAAAGCAGAGAAGAAUUGAGACCUUAGAAAAGUAUCUGGCUGAUCUUCCAACUCUUGAUGAUGUACAGAGUCAGAGUCUACAGCUGCAAGUUCUAGAAGAAAAAAACAAGAAUUUGCAAGAGACUUUGGUAGAAAUGGAAAAAAGGCUUGAAGAGUUCAAAAAACAGUGUCAAGAAAAUGAGGCACAGCUAAUAUGCCAGAAAAAGAAAGAAAAGGAGUUGGUAACUACAGUUCAGAGUUUGCAGCAAAAAGUAGAAAGAUGCCUUGAAGAUGGAAUUCGCCUUCCCAUGUUAGAUGCAAAACAGCUUCAGAAUGAAAAUGAUAACCUGAGAGAACAAAAUGAGAAUGCUAGUAAGAUAAUAGACAGCCAACAAGAUGAGAUUGACAAAAUGAUUCUAGAAAUUCAGUCUAUGCAAGGGAAACUUUCUAAAGAAAAAUUGACUACUCAGAAGAUGAUGGAAGAGCUGGAAAAGAAAGAAAGAAACCUUCAGAGAUUAAGAACAUUGCUUGAUAACCAAAGACAAACAGAAGAGACCUGCUCUUUAUUGGAUCAGGGCCAGGAAGCAGACCAAUCCAGGCCGCAGACCGUUCUUUCCAAAAGGCCACUAUUUGAUUUGAGUGUGAUUGAUCAGCUGUUCAAGGAAAUGUCCUAUUGUUUGUUUGACUUGAAAGCAUUGUGUAGUAUUCUUAAUCAGCGUGCUCAGGGCAAAGAGCCUAAUCUUUCAUUAUUACUGGGAAUCAGAUCAAUGAACUGUUCAGCUGAAGAGACUGAGAAUGACCACAGCCCAGAAACACUCACUAAAAAACUGUCAGAUGUAUGCCAGUUACGGAGGGACAUAGAUGAAUUACGGACCACGAUAUCAGACCGCUAUGCUCAGGACAUGGGAGACAACUGUGUAACCCAGUGACCAGUGUUGGUCCCACAGCAAUAACGACCCAUUGUUACAUGCUGCUGUGCUAGGUUCUUCACAUUUCUUUUCAGGAGCCAUGAUAGAAACUUGCAAGUGACAUACGACUUGCACAUAGGUUUUUUUUUUCUGUGGAUUUGUUCUGUUGGGGAGGAAUUGGGAUGUGAGGAAGUAUCGAAGGGGCUUAUCUAAUCAGGCAAAAAAAUUAAAUUACCAUUUGAAAAAUAUGAUAAAAUGUAUAAGAAAAAAAUUUCUGUAUUCUCAAACUACUGAUUGUAGGACCAAGCUGUGAAGAGUGCCCUUCAGAUAAAGGGAUAGGAUUUCUUUUAAUCCUGUAGUGUGUGUGUGUGUGUGUGUGUGUGUGUGUGUGUGUGUGUUCACAAAAUUAUAAAGAUUUCUAGGAUCAAAGCAAAGCUUCUAAGAAAGGCACACACUGUAUUCUUGUGCUGCUUUUUUUUUCAUGGAGAAGCUUGUGUUGUACUUGGGGUUUUCAAGGGCUGGCUGAACAAGAGUUCCCACAGCAGGCAAGUGUUCAAAAAGUAGUACAGCAGGCGAAACCAUCUGUGUUUGAACAAUCCCUGUGCUGAGAUGGUGAGGUUGUAGGGUUGGGUUGAUUUUAGUACUGUAGAUAGGUCAGCUGUUUUUCCAGAGUGUUGUGAAUUGCCUAAGAGAUGUGAAAUAUUGAUGUGAUGAUUUUCCUGUUAGCAUUGUAAUGUAUGUAUUACAAGACAAUUUAACAUAAUCUGAACUAAUUUUAACAUGUCCCUUACUAUUUACAACUUUUUGUUUAUAUAUUAUAUCUAUCUAUAUAUAUCUAUCUAUCUAUAUAUAUAUAUAUAUAUAUCAAUGUAAACAAAGCCAUAUAUAAUUAAUGCAAACCUAAGGCCUCAGAUCAUUAUUGUAAAAGAAAGAUUAACAAAGUGACUCUGGAACAAUAGCUUAUUUAUCCAAAUCUCAAAUGUUUACAUUUUAACAGUUUUGUAUCUGUUUUAAAGUUGAAACUACUUUAAGAAAAAAAUCAACCUGUAUUCUUUAUAUCUGAAUUAUCACUAGCAUAAAACAAAAUCUAAACCCAGGUGAUAAUUGCAAUUCCUUUUGUUAGGUAAAGUACAUUAAAAACAGGGUUCUUCAUAGAAUACAAAUUUGGCCAGGUUAGUUCUUCUUCUAGGGUACAGGCUAUCACUAUGAAAUGCAACUGACUUUUUUGUAGACAUAUAAUCAUUUAAACUUCCAAAUGAGUAUUUCCCUGUUUUAAUUGGUAUUUUGGAAGGACUAUAUAUUUCAUUGCCUUCAGAGCAUUUAAAUGUACGUUCUUUUUAGUGUACUUAGUUAUGGCAAUCAUUGUCCUUUACAAGUUGUUUUGAUUUAUCUCUUGAUGCAACCCCAGGUCUCAUUUAGGUCAAGACUAACAGGUAGAAGGAAUGAGGGAUGUUAAUCAAGCAGGAGAAUAUUGUUUGAGGCAAGAGCAGAUCACAUGUCUGUUUUCUUGCCGGGCUUAUAUACUGGUAUAAAGGCUGCUCCUAGAAAAAUACGUUCCUAAAUGUUUUCAGCAGUGAAAACAUAUUUGGGAUAAGGCCUUCAAGGAAACUACCCAGGAAGACAUUCAGUUCAGAAAUUGGCUUAUAUACAGCUCUCAAUAGUUAUUUUAUAGUUAUAUUUCAACAAUCAGUUAUAAUACAUUGUAAGGACGUCAGACUUUCCUUCCGUUCAGUGCCUGAGUCCUCCCUGCCCUUUUAAGUCUUUAGGAUCUGGGCACUAAGAAAUCAGUGCAUUGUAGUGAUUCUGCAUCCCAAGGUCCCUAACCUAAUAAGGAAGGACUUAGUCACUAGCAAGAAUUUGGCUUUCUCAUGUGUUCUUUUGUUUUUGAAUGUUGGUGGUUUGAAGACAAUCAGGGAGUAGUAAAUUUGUACCAAAAAUCUGAUGCAAAGAAUUCUGCCUUAUAAAAAUUAAGAUCUGUAAAAAUGGCCCUUUACAGUAAUGUAGGUAAUAGCAUCUGAAAUAGAUAAGCCACAAGUGUAGCACACAACACUUUUACAACCUCUUUGAAUAGAAUCCCCUCCCCCACACCCCCAGCCUCCAUAAUUUUGAAAGUAAAGGUACCCUAAAAUGAUAGUGGUAAUGGGCAAAUAAUCACUGAUUUGGGUCACUAGGUUCUUAAAUUUAUAUGUUUGGGGGUUUUAUGGUUAAACAAACUUUUGAUCGUUUGUUUUGAUCACUGUAGAUACUUUGUUUUCUGGCUUAGUUGGGAUUAAGUAAUUUAUAUUUUUAAAAAAUAAGUUAGCUUUCUAAAACUUACAGAAUUUGACUUAGUUCACAUAUCUUGAGGUUAAAACAAAUUUAACCUAGUAGAAAACUAACUAACUACUGCUGAUGUAUUUCAGUUCCCAAAAUGUAUACUCCACAUAAAAAGGGGAUUUAAGAUGUGAUAGUGUAAGUAUAACCUUGAAGUAUAGAAUGUAAUCUCUCGGAGUCUGGGUUUUGUAAAGGGGCCUAGAUAAUAAGUAGACAGACUUGGAGGGAAUUUGGGGGGAAAUAAAACUAGUAGUAGUCUAAUUUGUCAGUAUUUAAUUUUGAUUUUUAUUUUUCAGAAAAUUCCCCUUUCCCAAGACAACCUUUUGUGUUAGAAUAGUAAGAAUAUCAGUAUCUCAUUAAAAACAAAGAUUUUACUGUUAGGCUAGGUAUGAUGGGCAAAUAGAAGCACUAUAGCAUCUUGUCCUAGUUUGAACUAGGAUAUUCUUGGAAGUUAUUACAGUGAUUGUAUGUCUGAGGUGAAAAUUAACCUAAGUUUUAAAGUAAAUCUAUUUGAAAUUUUGCUUAAGUAUUGACUAGGUAAGCCAUGCCUGAAUUAAAAAAUAAUAAUAAUAAGUGUGACCACUUUUUGUAUUUGAAAUAGGAUUCAGUAUUUAAUGUUAACAGUAUUUUAUUUUAGUGAAAUUUGUUUUUUGGUCAUGACAAUUUAUUAAACUGAAUUAGACUUCUUCCAGUAGCCUGUUAGAGACAAUCUCAAGAGCCGGAAAGUGUUGCUAAAAUGGAUAUUGUACAUUUCUGACUCACUAAUGAGUUUAUAAAUUAAUUCUGUCAUAGUUCAAGACUUAUUAAUAGGAUUCUCUUAGAGGGCAUUUUUAAAGGAGCUGCUUUAUUGGGAAAAUGUUCUUUCAGUAUCACUAAUAGUUUAUUGAAUGAUACAGUAGCUGAGAACUUGGACUAUAUUUUUACAUCACACAGUUCAGCUCAGGCACAUCUUCAGUUUGGAUUAUUGGCAUUCUCUUAUGCAGCUUUCUAUCACUGUAGAUAUGUAAUUACAGAAAUAAGCAAUUCUCAUAACCAUGCUCACUCAGACUGUGUCAUUUGAAACUGCCAGUAGCUAGAGCUCUCAGAGCCAAAGUUAAUUCAUUUUGUUUCCAUUUUUGACAGUUUUUUUUCCAGUGUUCACAAAACAUAAAAUUUCUAGCUUCACCCCAAAAUGUCAUGGUGGAAAUUGCUGCAUGAUAAUGUUCUACAUUUAAUCAUGAAGAGGGAAAGGUUUUGGAUAUUUGGAUUUUUUCUUAUUUAAAAGAAGUAUUGAGUAUAUAAAGAAUGUAGUUUCAAAUCAAUAAGUCAUUAACAACACUACUACAGCUGCAUACAGAGAGAACCUUUUGUGCCUUUUUGCCUGCAGUAAGCAUUCAUUUCUAUUUUACAUGAGCUGUAAGAAUGUUGAUGAUUAUUGCACCUUGUUCUUCUGUAAAUAGACUUGAUUAGGAUUUUUUUUUUCCUUUUUUUUAAAGCAAGGAGCAGUUUUUCGUUACUAGGUAGAUACCUUAGUAAACAUGAGGGGAGGUAUCAGAUAUAUGUCUUUGGAGCCCAGCCUUUUCCCUGUUUAGUGAGCAGGAAACUCCUUUGGAGUAUAGUCAUUUGUGUGUAUAUGUGUACAUAUAUGUAUAAAUAGUUAUUUAAAUAUGUAAACAUAAAAUUCAGCAUCACAUUGGUGUGAUGACAAGAAGUAGUAAGGUGCUAGGUGGUUACAUUAAAAGCACAGCAGAGUGUAUAAUCAGUCACUAUGACUGGUGGUUUUUGUAAACUAGGUUCAGUUUUUGAACCACCCAGAAUACCUCAUGUGUAAAUACAACGGUCAUGACUUAAUUGAAAUACAGUUAUUGUAAAAAGAAUGUGAAGCCACUGGUUGGCUUACGCCUUCUGAUCUAUCAUCCUUGCCUCUUUUUUGGUAAAGGGGUUGUUUUUUUGUUUUUGCUUUUUAAUAGGGUUUACAGCUAGAAUUUUGAAUGCCAAAGUUCUAUUUAUUAAAUAAAAAAAGUUUUCAAUGUUAAUGGCUAAGUAUUUUUCCAC